GACCUGGGGCCCAGAGAAGGGAAACAGCGGGAGGCGGGCCGGUCACGUGACCAGUGGGAAGUCAGGGCUCUGCUCACUUCCGGUUCCUUGACUGUUACCAUGGAGACCGAGAGUUUACACUGGGAGGUACACGGACUGCAGCGCGAGGGCACAGACAUGAGCGCCGGCAGUAGUGAUGUGCGAGUGUUUGUCCGCAUUAGGCCGACCCCUCAUUUUGCUCAAGAAAUUAUCCGUCUCGGUGAGGACAAUAAGCUCGUAGACGUUCACCUCCGGAAGGACGAGAAGCUGGGAGUCGUCAAUAACAAGCGAUAUGAUUGGUCAUUUAAAGUGGACGGGAUUCUUCACAAUGCGACACAGGCCGCGGUGUACGACAUGGUGGCCAAGUCCGUUGUGUCACAAGCGUUACAGGGCUAUAAUGGUACCAUCAUGUGCUACGGGCAGACAGGAGCGGGGAAGACGCACACCAUCACCGGGGCCACCGAGAACUACAAGAACCGCGGGAUCAUCCCCAGAGCUCUGCAGCAGGUAUAUAAAGAGAUUGCUGAGCAGACUGACUGCACUGUCACCGUGAGGAUCUCGUACCUGGAGAUCUACAAUGAGACGCUGCUCGACCUCCUGUCCUCCAUGCCGGACGUCCCUGCCUCUGACACCCAGAUGACCAUAGUGGAUGACCCCCAUGGGGUGUUUGUCAAAGGCUUAUCUCUCCAUCAGGCUGCAGGCGAGGAGCACGCCCUGAACCUGCUGUUUGAGGGCGAGACAAACCGAAUCAUCGGGUCACACACCCUGAACAAGAACUCCUCCAGAUCACAUUGUAUUUUUACCAUUCAUCUAGAGUCUCAUUCCAGAACUUUAUCCAACGCAAAAUACACGGUGGUGAAAAUUAACCUGGUGGACCUGGCCGGUUCGGAGAGAGUCGGCAAAACUGGGUCUGCAGGACAAGUCCUGAAAGAAGCCACUUACAUCAACAAGUCGCUGUCCUUCCUGGAGCAGACCGUCAUCGCCCUCGCCGACCACCGCGACCACGUUCCUUUCAGGCAGAGUAAACUCACCCACGCCCUCAAGGACUCCAUAGGAGGGAAUUGCAACACGGUCCUUGUGGCUAAUAUCUACGGCGAGGCGGCUCAGAUCGACGAGACGCUGUCCACGCUCCGAUUUGGCAGCAGGAUGAAAUGUAUCCCGGCCGAAUCGAUUGUCGUGGAGCGCUAUGACCCUGUGCGAGUGAGUAAGAACCUGCAGAGAGAGAUCGAUCACCUGAGGCGGGAGCUGACCCUCCACGAUACCCUGACUAAACGCCCUUCCGCCAACUAUGAACCGUUCACUGACAACCAGAUCGCAGAGAUCAACUCGCAAGUCUGCAGAUAUCUAGACGGAAACCUGGAUGAGAUCGAUAUCCUAAACCUCCGGCAGAUCCAGGAAGUCUUCUCCCAGUUCAAGAUGAUUUUAAACCGACAGGAGCAGGAGGUGGAGGCUCGGCUGAGGGAGAAAUACACGCUGAUUGAUAAGAACAACUACACAGCAAUCAGCACCGCGCAGAAGGCCGGCGUGCUGGACCCAGAUGGGAAGCUGGUUGGGGAGGUGGACGGGAGCAGUUUCGGCAUCGGAGUGGCUCCAUUUUCUUCCAAAUCAAAUCGAUCCCUGUCCGCAAGGAAAUCCAAAGGGCGGAAGUCGAAGGAUCUGUCCAGCCCCACUGGUCGCAGGGACGGAGCGGCGAGCCCUGCCAUCGGGAAGGAUCUAGAGGCCGCCUCACCGUCCAAAACCAUGAUGUCCAUGUCCUUCCGGGAGCUUGAUGUGAGGGAAUCAGCAAUCAAAGAACAGCAGGAGAACGUGACUAUGGACACCCAACGGUCAGAGAUGGCGGCAAAGGAGGAGACGAGCCGCCCUGGGACUCCUCCCCCCAAAGCUUCAGCAUUUGAGGAGUUUAAAGCGGAAAGAGGCAGCGAACUGAACCGAAUCUUUAAGGAGAAUAAGUCCACCCUGGCCGAGCAGGGGAGGAAGCUGAAGGAGGUCACUCAGAGGAUCAACCUGAUCAAGAAGGAGAUUGACACCACCACCCAGAACCUCAACCUGGCCAAACUGGAGCGGGAGAAGCAAGGUGAAUACAUCAGUGAUGAGGGACAGGUCAUCAUUGACGAGCAUGAGUUCGGACUGAUCUGCAGGCUCAAGGACUUGAAGAAGCAGUACCGGGCGGACUACGACGAGCUGCAAGACCUGAAGGCCGAGGUGCAGUACUGCCAGAAGCUAGUGGACCAGUGCCGGCAGCGGCUGCUUACAGAGUUUGAGGCUUGGUAUAACGAGUCGUUUGUCAUCCCGGAGGAGAAUUCCGUGAAAUUGGCCGGGCCCCUGAGAUCCUGGAUGAUCCCUGUGAAUAAGCUGCUGUCAUUGGGUGAAGACGACCAGGAGAGAUAUGAUAAACUUCAGCAGGAGUUAUUAAUGGAGGCGCCGGGGUCCCUCCCGUUCAACAAUGCCAGAAUCCAGUCCGACCGUAAGCACAAUUCCAGCCGCGGCCAGGCCCAGCUCCCACCGACCAAGAAGAGACCGGGGAUAAUCACCAGCAGCGUGAAAAACAAACCCCCCUCCGUGCUGACAGCGGUGUGAAGCUGCAAGCCCCGCCCCUGAGGAGCCGCGACAGCAGCUCUAUCAGCAGAGGGCGCCGUGCCAACCCCAGCCUCAGUAUUAUAAUAAAGUGCUGACCGUUCCUCCUCCAGGAAACUUUUCUGCUGUUCUUGUGUUUACAUUGUAAUAAAGACGACGAUG
Bufo bufo (common toad) is the source of this 2754-nucleotide messenger RNA. RefSeq names its product kinesin family member 9 (gene KIF9). Bases 100 to 2595 code for a protein of 831 amino acids. Gene Ontology annotation, molecular function: microtubule binding; ATP binding; microtubule motor activity. The record is from RefSeq and is a predicted model, not a curated record. Gene Ontology annotation, biological process: microtubule-based movement. The transcript is spliced from 21 exons. NCBI's taxonomy places the organism in Eukaryota, Metazoa, Chordata, Amphibia, Anura, Bufonidae.